CUCGUCCAAACAAGUCUGUUCACAUUCCUCUAAAAAUGGCAUCCAUACACUACGAACUCCUGACCCCAAAAUACUUAGACCAGGCUUGCGAGGUCAUCAGAAACGCCCUCUUCAUCCCCGGCAGCCUCAACGAAGCCCUUGGAAUCCCCAACGACCCUGAAGCCCUUGCCGAACUGGACCUACUCUCCAGAGCCACAGCCAAAGACGGCGUCAGUGUGAUAGCCGUCGACAAAACCAACGACAAAGUGGCGGGAGUCGCCUUCAACAAAUUUUGGCUAAAAAACGACCACUUCUUGGAAAAUUUCGCCCGAACUCUGAAAAACUCCAAGUCGGUGGACAUCAUCUACAUGAUCAUCAACACCGAGAAGUUGUGCGACCUCUUCGAGUUGCUCCAGGUCGACUGUGUGAUGGAAAUCUUCCUCCUGGGUACGUCGAACGAGUACCGGCGCCAAGGUAUCGCCGAAAAACUGUGUCGGUUUUCUGUGGAAGUCGCCCAGAAGCUUCACAACGGGGUUAACGUGAAGCAACCCGUCGACGGAAGUCCGGUCACUCUAGAGCCAGUUCCGCAGGCGGUGACUGCAAUUUUUAGUUCGCCUGUUUCGCAGAGGAUUGGCAGGAAGCUGGGACUGCAAGUGGCAGCGGAACAUGACAACUCGAAAGUCGAGCUAAAAGACAGAGUUCUGGAGAUUCCGGGAGAAACCACCACGACCACUCUAGAGUAUAAAAAAUUGGUUGAAGGUUAACUUGGCAGAACUUCCCUCGCCAAAUCCCGUUACUUUAAUAAAAUUUUAAAUAAUUUAAACUCUAUUAUUAUUAUUAUUAUUAAAAUAAAACCUUGACUUGAA
Molecule: messenger RNA, 845 nt
Organism: Zophobas morio
Lineage: Eukaryota; Metazoa; Arthropoda; Insecta; Coleoptera; Tenebrionidae
Exons: 2
Coding region: 36-743 (235 amino acids)
Molecular function (GO): N-acetyltransferase activity
Source: RefSeq, a predicted model, not a curated record